UGAUAACGGAGUUACAUUAAGACAUAACAUGUCUGAUCUAUAAAUACUUCUCCAUCUUCUUCAAUCACUCUGUUCUUCAGCUACCAUAUAGUUUCGAAUCAAAACUAGGGUUACAAAAUUUCUCUCAGUGUGAAGACAACGUACGAGAAAACAAACAAUGGAGGUAUAUGGAAACUCACCCGUGGUUGGUUCCGCCAAUGUUAUCUACUUGUCUGCGUUACUUGGUCGCGAUGGACCCAACCCAUGUCACAAAUGUGACUGGAAAUGCGAGAACGAAAAUGUGUGUGGAAAUAUGUACCGUUGCAAGCUAACCGGGUUGAACCAUGUCUGUGACAAGAACUGCAACCAACGGAUCCUGUAUGAUAACCACAACUCUUUGUGCCGAGCCAGUGGCCGGAUAUUCCCACUCUCACCGGCUGAGGAACAGGCGGUAAGAGGAGUCCGGAGGAAGCUUGAUGAUGAGAGUCAAACCUCUGAAAGCUGCGUCAAGCGCCGCCGACGUGACGCUCAGUUUCUUUCUUCUCCUUUCGAGAGGUCUUUUGCUGCCGUGAGCCCAAUUUGCAGCCAGGCUGGAGAUGGAAUGGAGAUGAACUAGAGAUCUUUCUAUCUCCGAGGGAAUAAUAACUUACCUUUCUUUUCGAUUUUGGACAAACUAUGUAAUAAGAGAUAAUUAUUCAUGUUCUCUUCCAGGGAGACUAGGUGUAGCUCCCGGUAUGAAGCAGCAUUUUAUCUUAGUACCGUUGAACUCUUAUGUAGUAGUUAACGUAGGAGAGACUUCAUGAUUCUGCUGCUCUGUUGUGGACGUUUCUUGUUUUAAUAUAACUUGUUGAAGUAGAAGAAUAACACAAAUGUUUCAGCUGUUGCCA
This is a messenger RNA of Raphanus sativus (radish), 866 nucleotides long. RefSeq lists its product as uncharacterized. The transcript is spliced from 2 exons. Bases 158 to 595 code for a protein of 145 amino acids. Lineage: Eukaryota; Viridiplantae; Streptophyta; Magnoliopsida; Brassicales; Brassicaceae. The record is from RefSeq and is a predicted model, not a curated record.